Messenger RNA from Larimichthys crocea (large yellow croaker), 597 nucleotides. RefSeq names its product mitochondrial ribosomal protein S6 (gene mrps6). Bases 143 to 475 code for a protein of 110 amino acids. The transcript has 2 exons. Gene Ontology annotation, biological process: translation. Gene Ontology annotation, cellular component: mitochondrial small ribosomal subunit; ribosome. NCBI's taxonomy places the organism in Eukaryota, Metazoa, Chordata, Actinopteri, Sciaenidae. Gene Ontology annotation, molecular function: small ribosomal subunit rRNA binding; structural constituent of ribosome. The record is from RefSeq and is a predicted model, not a curated record.
UUCACGCGUCAUCACCAAAGACCUUUCCUGUCCCUCGUGUCAUAACAUGGUCGCUUUCUGAGCUGGAUGAUCUGGCAAUGACAGCAGCUCCGUGUCAUCUGAAUUCAAAUCGACGUGAAUCGAGGACUUCUUCGCCGACGCCAUGCCUCGCUACGAGCUGGCUCUGAUCCUGAAGGCGAUGCAGCGGCCGGAGACAGCGGCUGCUCUCCGGCGGACAGUGGAGACCUUGAUGGAGCGGGGCGCCGUGGUGAGAGACCUGGAGAACCUGGGAGAGAAACUGCUGCCCUACAAGAUGGACAAACAUAAUCAGAAGCACAGCCGGGGGGCUUACUUUCUGCUCGAUUUCUACGCUGCCCCCAGCAUCCUCAACGGCUUGCUGGAUCAUCUGCACCGAGAUGUGGACGUGGUGAGGCCCACCGUGUUGAAGAAGGACCCCGAGGUUUCCAACAGUGACUGCUGUGGCCCCAAAUCGUGAUUGCAUGUGUUCACAGCUCAUAUCCAGAAGAUGUACAGUCUGACGCUUCCCUCUUUGACCUUUUGCAUAGUUGUUGAACUACAUUUGGAUGUUCUGUCAUAAUAAACUACUUUUUUUCUCAA